Messenger RNA from Drosophila busckii, 913 nucleotides. Its product is annotated as lectizyme. The record is from RefSeq and is a predicted model, not a curated record. NCBI's taxonomy places the organism in Eukaryota, Metazoa, Arthropoda, Insecta, Diptera, Drosophilidae. Bases 49 to 858 code for a protein of 269 amino acids. The transcript has a single exon. Gene Ontology annotation, molecular function: serine-type endopeptidase activity. Gene Ontology annotation, biological process: proteolysis.
CUUGGCUGAGAGUGCGACAAACAAACAGUUAGUAGAGCAGCAGACAACAUGAGAGCCUUUGUGGUAUUACUAGCGCUAGUUGUGGCCACAGCUAGUGGCAACAUUAUUGGCCUGCCUGGUUUCCCGGAGGGACGCAUUAUCAACGGCCAUGAGGCUGAGAGUGGCGAGGCGCCCUUUAUUGUCUCAUUGCAAAAUGUAAGGAGAUCGCAUUUUUGCGCUGGCUCCGUAUACAAGAGCAAUUGUGUGAUAACCGCUGCCCAUUGCCUGACCAGUGACGAGUACCUUGUCGUUGCUGGUGCCCACAGUCGCUCGGACAAGGACAAUGUGCAGGUGCGCACGGCCAGCAGUAAACGUCAUCGUAUUCAUGAGAACUACGGCGGUGGUGUUGGUCCCUACGAUAUUGGUGUGAUCUUGCUGGACGAACCCCUCAAUCUGACUACUCUGAAUCGCGAUGGCAGCUCUCCUGUCUCCAGCAUUGACAUUGCCAACGAGGAGUUUACCGAAAAUACCAAUGGCACGCUCUACGGCUGGGGACUUGAUAACUUUGGCUACUUGCCCGACAAGCUGCAGAAACUCGAUGUGAACAUUAUUGGCUAUGAGGAUUGCGAUAAAGCGUUGCCUUGGGGCAACAAUCUGGCUGAGUCGAACAUUUGCACCUUCACCCAGGGCACCACUGAUGGCGCCUGCAAUGGUGACAGCGGCGGUCCGCUGGUCAACAAGCGCGCCGACGGUCGUGUGCAGCAAGUGGGCGUGGUCUCUUGGGGCUACACUCCAUGUGCCAGCACCAGAUACCCAUCGGUCUACACAUACCUGGGCGCUUUUUCUGACUGGAUCGAGAAGCACUGCAACAACAACUAGUCGAAACGAUGUGAUAUAUACAACUAAAUAAACUUUGAACAUUUCCUUAUUACAA